AUGAGUCAUGCGCCAUCGCCUUUCGUUGGUUUGCUGGAUGUAAGACCUUUCCAGCCCUCUGAACCUGGCCUGUCCAGGGACCCAGUUCCGCAGCAUGACAUACGGAAAUACGAAGAUGCAGCUCGACAUGAAGCAAAGGAUGCUCAAGAAGGUCGCAGCGCGUCGGCUGCCUUCCAGUCUCUUUUGGAUCAAAUCUCACAACAACACCGAGCAGAAAUCCUGGACCUAGAGAAGCAGAUAAGCAGUUUGCAAGGGAUGCUGGUCCAGCUGAACACAGGUACCACUGAGAAACUUGAAGAGCCGCUCAUGGUAUCUGAUGAUGCUUGGCAGACGACUGUUCAAAUGAAGAGUGAGGGAGUGCACUGCAAAAGGUUGCGGAAACAGCACCAAGGCAAACGAGAGAUGCAUGCUUCUCAACUGCUGGAUGCCCUGAACGAAAGGAUGGAGAGUGACAGUGCAGAUGGCUCUUUUCAAGCUGAUCCCUUGAACCCUGACACCAUGUCUGACAACAGCGCAAAUGAUGCGCAGACUCCGUCCGAUAGAUGGAAAAUGUGGCUGCAGUCAACGGCCUUCGAAGUCAUCAUAGCUGCGACACUUUGUUUGAAUGUUAUGUGGAUGGCGGUCGAGCUGCAAAUCUACGGGUCCAUGGUCGGUCAUGCUUUGGGGAUUGUUGCCAACCCCUUGGUGCAGGAGAAUCGCAGAGCCUCAGUGGACAAGGUCUUCAUGCUGGGCGAUAUCCUUUUUACCUCCUUUUUUGCACUGGAAGUUGGCUUGCGCAUUUACGUGUUCAGGCUUGACUUUUGGAAGGUGUGGAGCAACUACAUAGACGCAGCAGUGAGUGUGGCUUCGGCUGUACAAGUUGCUUUAUUCUAUAUGGAGACGUUGCCAGUCAACUUAGCCUUGUUGCGCCUGUUGCGGAUUGGAAAGCUGGCGCGUCCUAUUCGCAUGAUAACUAUGUCAAGCGUAAUGGCGUCCCUGCAGUUGUUAAUCAAAUGUGUCGCAGGCAGCGUGAACAUGUUGUUCUGGAGCAUGUGCCUACUCUUCUUCUUGCAAUGUGUCGCCGGGAUGAUUGUGAGCACGAUAUGUCGGGACUACAUUGCGAGCCCAGCGCAUUCCCCUGAGCUUCGACAGGAGGUCUUUCUGUACUUUGGCACUUUCUCAAGGACUAUGCUGACAAUGUUUGAAGUAUUAUUUGCAAAUUGGGGGCCACCAUGUAGGGUACUUGUCGAAGACGUCAGCGAGUGGUUUUCGGUGUUCUUUCUUCUGUACCGCUGCGUAUUUUGUUUCUCUAUCCUGAAUGUGGUAAAUGCUGUUUUUGUGCAGCAGACAUUGAAGACUGCGAACUCUGACGAAGAAAUCGCUUUCAAGCAGAAAGAACGGGAGUUGGCCAUUUAUGGCAGACGCGUCAAGACUCUUUUUCAGACGGUGGACGAGUCGGGCGAUGGGUCCAUAAGCUAUGAUGAGUUUUCCAAGUUGGUCCAAUCUCCGAAGCUGAAGUUUUGGAUGAGCCAACUGGAGCUGGAGUACCAUGAUUUGCUGUCGCUCUUCGAAUUCCUGGAUAACGGCGACGGCAAAAUCACUCUCACAGAGUUUAUUGAGGGCGCACAACGUCUGAAAGGCAAUGCCAAGGCCUUAGAUAUCUGGCGCAUAGAGACCAAGCUCGAAGUCCUCGUCCAGGAGGUCCUGCAUGCAUUAUCGGGUGAGCAAUUCGCCUCGGUGCAGAAUGUCUUUGACAAUUCAUCGUUUAAGCGAAUUCAGACGACGAGAGUGAGCCCUGUCAUCGCGCACCCCGAGCGUCCAGGAGCUGAGACCAGAAACGACGGCCACUUCGCACUUGGCUUCCCUUCUGAGCCGCCAAGCGUCUGGUCUUCGGCCGCCAUGCCGUCGCAGACGCUAGACCUUGCAGCAGCCAGUGGCUACAUCAAGAAGGUCCUCCGCAGUGUGGCCAAGCAUCCGGCGGUGGCGCUGCUGAUCCUGCGGGUUAUCGAGGUCCUCGUGACUUUGUGGGGAAGGUGGCGACGCCACGUCCAAUCCAGGCGGCAAGUUCUUUGCCCUGCCAACGAGCUGGAACUGGACCUGGUCCAAGGCUGCUUGCUCACUGCAGAGAACUUGCUGAACCUGGGCCGGGUCGAGAAGAGGACGCUCUUCCAGGUGUCAGCCAGCAAGCUUCUGAACCGGAAUGAGCAUUUGGUCUCAGUCUUGAAAGAUGCUGCACAGCGCUGCCACGAGCAGAGUCACAAUUGCCUGGUGGCAAGGUGGUUGCCGCCAGAUGAACGCUACCACAUCCUUCAAGCCUCCAUUAACGCCAUGAGCUCGUUGCUCGGCCCCAACUACGUACACCAGAACGCCUUAGGCGACACGGACCUUUUCAAAUCAACCUGGUAUUGUGUCACAAUCAUGACACCAACCCGAGCUGAGAACCAUCUGCCAGAUGAGCAAAAGGUGUCGGCCACCACGCAAAGCCUUGAGACGUGCACCUUCACGGACAUGACACGCACGCCACGACCGACUCUUAGAAUCUGUCUCGUGCACGAGUCGGAGCUGAGAGGGAUAUCAGAUGGAAAGCUCCAACCACCAUCCUGGGGGUUCUUCAACAGCCGUCACGCCGAAAGGUAUCGGAUGCUUUGCGACUUCAGCAGAAACUUCCAGCAACAGUUAGUUCGCACGCCGGCGGACUCCAAGAGCCUCAGCUCGCGAAGUCCCUUCACCAGCGAGAGAGCUCACAAGGCGGCGACCCCGGCCUUCAAGCCGGACGGAGGGAUGAUGAAGCGAAUCGUCUCCCAACCGAACUUGCAACUCCUUCAGAAGGGCGUGCCACAGAUGUCCAUCGGAAUGGGGCGCAUGGGCCGCGACGGUGGGGAGGCCGAGCAUGUAAAAGUCGCGGCUGCCACGGCGGAUGAGGCAGAUCGAAGCAAGGGCGCCUGUGACGAUAAUUGUUUUUUGAGACUCCACGUGCCGCACUAUGUCGGGCCGACGGCCGGUUUUCAAAAGCACAUCAUCCACAACACAGGCGACAAUGGAAGCCAGAACAAGUUCAACAUCAACCUGGCAGAUGGCAACUCGGGAGGUCCGCCUCUGUCACCUGGGUCGCGGAACGGAAGCCCUUGGGCCUCCAGGGCGCAGCUCAUCCCUCCUUAA
Molecule: messenger RNA, 3138 nt
Organism: Symbiodinium necroappetens
Lineage: Eukaryota; Dinophyceae; Suessiales; Symbiodiniaceae
Source: the annotation of a GenBank genome assembly